Molecule: messenger RNA, 402 nt
Organism: Perkinsus marinus ATCC 50983
Lineage: Eukaryota; Perkinsozoa; Perkinsida; Perkinsidae
Exons: 4
Coding region: 1-402 (133 amino acids)
Source: RefSeq, a predicted model, not a curated record
AUGGCUAGGGCCUCCUCACUGGAGCAUAGGCGUGCUGUAGGGGAUACUGCGAUGAUGCGUGUUACUAAUAGGGGGUCUACAAGUACUCUCAAUGGUACUGGUGAAGUGAAGAAUAGUGGUCUUAGUGACCCUCCUGAAUGGGAUGCUUUCCCGUUACCACCACCAAGGGGCAAAGGCGCUUUGAUAAGGUGGGACGUGUCAGCUGUGUCUCUAUUGCCCUGGACACUCCGCAUCCCUUUAAAACUACAUGACUGCAAGAAUCCUAAAAAUGGACAGCUAUACUGUAAGUGGGAUGCCGUUCUCUACGACAAGUUGAACCGUCACGAGUUGUGGGCUCGACAUGGCCAAAGCAUGCACUGGUUCACACUGGAGUUCGAGAACCCUGGCCUCGAAAAGGGGUAG